CAAAAAAUUAAAUACAUUUCUUUCUAGUUUUGUGUUCCCUUCCCCACCUGCAACUUUCUCAUUUUGACAAAUUGGUUUUUUCUACUUUGUUUGGUGAGUUGUAUCUCUGUUUGAAGUGAGGGGCUACUUUGAUCUUAGCAUGAAAUUUGAAUAUGAUAUUGAUUUUUGAUGGUCUAUGUUUUGUGUUGGUGGUGCUACUGUUUUGUGUUCUCAUUAACAGUUGGAAAACAUUUUUUUUAUUAAUCCAGACUUAUUUUUUUUGUCUCUGUUACAGGUUAUUACUCUUGAGGAUGCAAUAAAGGGAAUGAAGGUAUAAAAUUGCUUGAACUCUUAUUUAUUAUGGCAACUUUCCUUAACCAAAUUGCUAUGGUCUAUUAUUGUUGCAGAUCAUGAGGGAGACUUUGAUAUAUUUGUCACAUCUUGAUCACGAGGACACGGAAAAGCUGAUGCUAAAGAAGCUAAGCAAACAAUUAAGUGGCGAGGAUUGGAAUUGGAACAAAUUAAACACAUUAUGUUGGGCAAUAGGGUCUAUAUCUGGUUCGAUGAUGGAAGAACAGGAGAACAGAUUUUUGGUUAUGGUCAUUCGUGACUUGCUGAAUUUAUGUGAAAUCACGAAAGGGAAGGAUAACAAAGCUGUCAUCGCAAGUAACAUUAUGUAAGUAUUCAUGAUUGAAUGAUUGAUUAUCUAUCUUGAGUUG
Messenger RNA from Humulus lupulus (European hop), 698 nucleotides. RefSeq names its product protein EXPORTIN 1A-like. Gene Ontology annotation, cellular component: cytoplasm; nucleus. NCBI's taxonomy places the organism in Eukaryota, Viridiplantae, Streptophyta, Magnoliopsida, Rosales, Cannabaceae. Gene Ontology annotation, molecular function: nuclear export signal receptor activity. Bases 390 to 659 code for a protein of 89 amino acids. The record is from RefSeq and is a predicted model, not a curated record. Gene Ontology annotation, biological process: ribosomal large subunit export from nucleus; protein export from nucleus; ribosomal small subunit export from nucleus. The transcript has 3 exons.